UGUGGACAUGGUGGUCGUGCGCUUCUUGUUCCCGGCUCUGGCGGCAUGCGUCGUGGCGGCGGCGCAGCCCAACUGCACCGUGGCCGCCAUCGAGCAGUUCCCGCGGCCCCUGAUGAGCCCCGAACUGCGCCAGCGGGGAGCCAUCGGGGUGCACCUGCUGGCCGCUCUCUACAUGUUUGCCGCGCUGUCAAUCAUCUGCGAAGACUACUUCGUACCUUCACUGGAAGUCAUCUGCGACGUGUUGCAUGUGGACCCAGAUGUGGCUGGUGCGACGUUCAUGGCAGCGGCCAGCUCGGUCCCAGCCAUCGCUGCCUCGAUCAUCGCCAUCAUGGUGGCCAAGGGAGAAAUGGGCGUAAGCACUGCACUGGGUUCUGCUGUGCUGAACGCCGCAGGCGUCGUCAGUGUGAGUGCACUUUUUGCUGGAAAGGUGGUUCUGCUGCACCGUUGGCCAAUGUAUCGUGACAGCGUAUUCUUCUUCGCAAGCGUCGUUAUACUCUUGGCUGCCCUGCAGGACGAAGCCGUCAGCCGAACGGAGUCUAUUCUACUGCUGGCUGCGUACGUGGUGUAUGCGGUGUUCAUGUGUUUCGACAGCAAAGCUGAGUCAUUUUUCGUGCGACACCUGGCUUUCCUGCGUGACGAACCGCCACCGCCGUCCAGUGCAGCAGCGAACACGGAGCUGGCGGUGCCACCGUCGGUCUGCCGCCGUGCCAGCCGCGGCCUCGUGCUCACCACACUCAACAGGGCAGCUUCGUCAGCAGUGCCUCGAGCACGUAGCUUGGAUGCGCAGAGUGCCAAGCCGCCGCCACCGCCACCACGCCGUAGCCUCGCGUUGGACCCCAACCGACGGCGGCUGUCGCUCAUAUCGCUGCGCAGCCGCACUGCCAGCUGCGAUCAGCGAGAAGCCGAAAACAAGGAGGUUCUGGACUCACAAGGUGAGCAUGUGGCCGCUCUGGAAGAGAUGGCGCGUCGAGCGGCCUCCUCAGCGUUGGUGCCCCCUCGUGGAGGCUUUUCGUGGAUCCUGUGGCUUGUGCUGUUGCCUAUUAACACUCUACUGUUCAUCACCGUGCCAGACUGCAAGCGUCACCGCAACUGGUUUCCACUCACGUUCCUCAUGAGUACUGCGCACAUUUCGAUCUUCUCAUAUCUGCUCGUCUGGACCAUCACCAUCAUAGGAUUCACUCUAGGCGUUCCUGAUAAUGUGAUGGGGCUGACGUUUCUGUCUAUCGGAGUGACACUUCCCGAUGUGGUCGCCAGUCUUUUGGUGGUGCGCAGAGGAUUCGGCGAUAUGGCGGUGUGCAACGCACUCGGGAGCAACAUCUUCGAGAUUCUGGUGGGGCUCGGCCUUCCUUGGUUUAUCCAGACUGUUCUGCUGACUCCAGGAAAGCCAGCCACGGUUCAAGGCAAAGGGUUGGCCUACUCUACAGCCUGUCUUCUGUCAACCAUUGUCUUUCUACUGGUGCUCACGCAUUUCAACAAGUGGCGGAUGAACAAGAUCUACGGUGCCAUCCUGAUGGGCUGGUACCUGGCGUUUAUGGUGAUAGCCUCCCUCCACGAACUGAACGUGUUGGGAUACGUCAAUCCUCCUUCCUGCGACAGUGAUUACUGAGUGACAGCGCCACUGCGUAUGAUACUGCAAUGCACUAAUGUUGAAUUCCAAUGGCAGAUCCAGAUCAAGUUUUUCUGCUCUGAGCGCAGCAAUCACAUUCCGAUGGCGGAUCGGAAGCGUGAAUUGUGUGUUCCAAUGUCAGAUUAAGAGCAACCGCAGAUCACGGAUUGCUUCGUAGAGCAAAAAUUCUUGCUCUGCUGAAAUCGGCGGAUUUGACCGGAAGUUCAUGUGACGUAUUCUGUGCGCCCGCUUUUCAUCCAAUCACCGAUGGAUGUCCGGAAAAUGCUUUGCCCUCCCUCGCACCCUCUCGUGCUCCCUCGCUAGAUUUACGCUCACCAACAGCUCCCGUCGAGACGCGCACGUUCAGAUCGCAGAUUUGGCGAGAGCAAUCCUGCUCGGAUCUGCGGGCUCCAUUCGCAAUCCAGCUCAGCGCUCACGAUCUGCCAUUGGAAUUCAACAUAAAGCUGCUAGAUGUUCGUGCCUACCAUGACUGGUGCAUGUCAUGACAUUCACUGUGCUAUAAUGGCCCACGAGGUGCCUGACGGAUGGAAGCGCGCCGCUGGAGAAGUCCGAAGCGACGCUCUAUAGCACUGAGUGGGUAAAUCAAGUGCUUCUAUUUACAUGCCGUAAUGAUGUCACCCAACUGGCUUGCCCAAAUAAAAGUUUAUUUUCUGUCCUAAUUAUUC
Rhipicephalus microplus (southern cattle tick) is the source of this 2292-nucleotide messenger RNA. Its product is annotated as putative sodium/potassium/calcium exchanger CG1090. Gene Ontology annotation, molecular function: calcium, potassium:sodium antiporter activity; calcium channel activity. NCBI's taxonomy places the organism in Eukaryota, Metazoa, Arthropoda, Arachnida, Ixodida, Ixodidae. Gene Ontology annotation, biological process: intracellular calcium ion homeostasis; calcium ion transmembrane transport. The record is from RefSeq and is a predicted model, not a curated record. Gene Ontology annotation, cellular component: plasma membrane.